Molecule: messenger RNA, 2664 nt
Organism: Dendrobium catenatum
Lineage: Eukaryota; Viridiplantae; Streptophyta; Magnoliopsida; Asparagales; Orchidaceae
Product: pentatricopeptide repeat-containing protein At1g01970
Exons: 3
Coding region: 1347-2597 (416 amino acids)
Molecular function (GO): protein binding
Source: RefSeq, a predicted model, not a curated record
GAAAAAAAAAACACCUGGUGAUUACUGAAUGCGCCUGCUUUCUUUUUAUUUGCUGGUUGACUAAUAGCUUGAGAUUGUUCAUUAGAGGGAAGGAGAGAAGGAAGAUUGGCCAAUGGCCUUCAGUAACUCAUGAGCAUAAACAUGAAAGUAUACUGAAUUGUUGGACCUCAAUUCCAAUAUGAGUUUCUUGAUAUCGUUUUUGGGCAGUGUUGUCUACAUUUUUUUUUUUUUCUCUCUUGUAUUUGAUUAAAUUCUACAAUUAUAUAUAUUCUUUUUGUUUGUGACAGCAAACUCCAUCAGCUUGAUGUCUCUUCAUGACAACAAUGAAAAAAAUCAAGUUUUAUAAAUUGCAGGUGUCCAAUUUUUCUGUCCUUAUUUGGUUGCUCAAGAUUCUUGAACCUUCAACUACAUCAACUAUCAUGUUUUAAGAUUUUAGCUAAGAAAUUAUAGCAUUUUUGUUCCACCGACUUUUAGGAGUAUAAUAUUUCUCAUGUUUACACACUUUACUAUUUGUAUUUUCUCACCCUAUCAAACAAUCAAAGUGAUAUGUGGAUCCAAGAAUACUAUAGCAUUUUGGCGAGGUAAAUGGGACAAGUUGUUUCAAUACCACUCUUUCUCAGCAGUUCCAAAUGUUUGGCAAAAGCAAAAUGAGGAGUUACUUAUUGUCAAAUUUAUCUUUGGUCUGUACCUUUCCCCAUAAGGUGUGCAAUUUUAGUUAAUGUACGACUUCUCAUUGUUUAGUGUUGUGACUGUUUUCUCAUUGAUUCUUCCCAUUAUUGAGCUCUCCAUUCUUCACACUUUGGUUGUCUUAUAGGUGGGAGGGGCCAUCAUUGUAUAUGUUGGCAUGAAUAAUUGUGGUUGUAGUCAAAAUCUUGUUUGCUAAAAUUUAGAUAAUGAAAAGACUUAAACUUGUUCGCUGCAAUUAAGCAAUCACUGAAAAUGCAAUUGCCAUUAUCAUUUCAUCCAUGUUUUUCAAAGAUUUUGAAAUAAUCUUAUUGUAUCUGCUCACCUGUUUUGCACCGUAAUGCUUAGUUUACAUGAUUAUAUUUUUAUCUAUCAAAAGUAGUCCUAAUUCCGCAUUUUUCACUAGCAUCUAAUACUUUUCUGUUUUUUGCAAAUUAGAAGUUAUACACAUGCUUUUCUACAUAGCAAUAUGCAGUAUUGGGGCUAAUUCCCUAUUUUGCUUUGCAAUAGCUUUUUGGAGUUAUCUAUUUUUUAUUCGUGCAGGGUAGAGGUUCAUGAAUGAUAAUGUCAAGCGUAUGUCAUUAUUUAUACGAAUAAACACUCAAAAUGUCUUGUAGCCGAGUUCUUUGAAACACAAUCGAACUCCUUUAUCACUUUUUGGAAUGAUUAUGCUCUCCGCUUCUUCAUUGAGCCUAUCCAGUUUCCUCUUGAAUGUAUUCCUAGCUGGUCCAAAUUCCCAACUUCACCACAGAAGCCUCAACAUUUGUAAAUAUAGAGAGCCCUUUCGACAAACCUGUUCCAGGCCCUCUUCUGCAUGCUUGUUUCAUGGGGAGGUGAUUAAUUUGGAAGGAGGAAAUGGUGAGGUAAAAGAAGGAUUGAAGCUAAAAUGGCAUGAUGUUGGGCCGGAGUUAACAGAGGCCCAAAAGCAUGAAAUAUCUCAGCUUUCACCAACGAUGACAAAUCGCUGCAAAGCCAUUAUGAGACGCCUUAUCUGUUUCUCUGAAGAGGAAAAUUUGUUCCUCUUGUUGGCUUCAUGGGUGAAAACCAUGCGACCAAAAAGAUGUGAUUGGCUGUCCGUGCUGAAGGAACUAAAGAGGGUAGAUCUUUCUUUGUUUUUGGAGGUCAUGGAGUAUGCCUUGAUUGAAGAAUCAUUCGAAGCCAACGUUCGCGACUAUACCAAGCUCAUAGACGCUUAUGCGAAGCACGGUCGCUUACACGAUGCACAAAAGCUAUUUCAAUCCAUGAAAAUCAGAGGCUUUCUCUGUGACCAAGUGACCCUGACCGUCCUCAUCGACAUGUACAGCAAAGCCGGCGAUCUCCGCCAUGCCGAGGAAGCUUUCGAGGAUAUCAAGCUCCUGAAAUCACCAAUGGACAAGCGAGCCUAUGGCUCAAUGAUCAUGGCGUACAUUCGAGCGAAAAAGCUGGAACUCGCAGAAACCUUGUUGAAAGACAUGGAGGCCGAACAAGUGUUCGCCGGUAGAGAAGUUUACAAGGCGAUAUUGCGAGCAUUUUCAAUGGAUGGGGAUGCCGAAGGUGCGCAGAGGGUGUUCGACUCCCUCCAGUUUGCAGGAAUUGUUCCAGAUAGCAGGCUCUGUGCACUUCUUGUGAAUGCUUAUUGCAUGGCUGGGAAGAUUGAAGGAGCUCGCAGCACCAUAGAGAAUAUGAGAGUUGCCGGACUGAAGCCAAAUGAUAAGUGCAUUGCAGUGAUGCUGGGGGCUUACAGAAAGAUGAAUAAGCUGGAGAGAGCUUUGGAUUUCUUGAUGGAACUGGAGAGAGAUGGUGUGGUGGUUGAGAAGGAAGCAUCAGAAGUAUUGGCUCAGUGGCUUAGGGGGCUUGGUGUAGUUAAUGAAGUAGAAGUUGCUCUUAGAGAGUUUUUGGUGGUGAAAGAAGAAAGGAAAGUUGUUUCUUUGUAGGUGGUGGCAUUUUAUUUCAAAAGGAUGAUAAAUAAGUCCAAGAAAUGAAUGAGCUUUUGACUUCUUA